Mus musculus (house mouse) is the source of this 5225-nucleotide messenger RNA. RefSeq names its product integrin alpha L (gene Itgal). Gene Ontology annotation, biological process: cell-cell adhesion; cell-cell adhesion mediated by integrin; leukocyte cell-cell adhesion. Lineage: Eukaryota; Metazoa; Chordata; Mammalia; Rodentia; Muridae. The record is from RefSeq and is marked validated. The transcript has 31 exons. Gene Ontology annotation, molecular function: protein-containing complex binding; transmembrane signaling receptor activity; cell adhesion molecule binding. The coding region runs from base 210 to 3698 and encodes 1162 amino acids. Gene Ontology annotation, cellular component: integrin complex; membrane raft; plasma membrane.
GAGAGGUUUCACAACCCGGACAGGAGCGCACCCCCUCCUUCCACCCCCACCCAGUGUCAUCAGCCUGGCAGCCCUGAGAAAGUUCCACUGGAAGGGGCCCCAUGCAAGAGAAGCCACCAUUUCCCUCUUCCUCCCGGGUCUAGGUUGCCAGCAAAUCUCAAGAGCUCUCUGAGAUCGAGUCCGGACCCACAGGUCCCUCCUAAGCGCAGAUGAGUUUCCGGAUUGCGGGCCCCAGACUUUUGCUACUGGGACUCCAGCUGUUUGCCAAGGCCUGGAGCUACAACCUGGACACACGGCCUACGCAGAGCUUCUUGGCACAAGCUGGAAGACAUUUUGGGUACCAGGUCUUGCAGAUUGAAGAUGGGGUUGUCGUGGGAGCCCCAGGUGAGGGGGACAACACGGGAGGCCUCUAUCACUGCCGAACAAGCAGCGAGUUCUGCCAGCCAGUCAGCCUACAUGGUUCUAACCAUACCUCCAAGUACUUGGGAAUGACGCUGGCAACAGAUGCCGCCAAGGGAAGCCUUUUGGCCUGUGACCCUGGACUGUCUCGGACAUGCGAUCAGAACACUUACCUCAGUGGCCUCUGCUACCUCUUCCCCCAGAGUCUGGAGGGACCUAUGUUACAAAAUCGUCCCGCCUAUCAGGAAUGUAUGAAGGGCAAAGUCGACCUGGUGUUUCUGUUCGAUGGCUCACAGAGCUUGGAUAGAAAGGACUUUGAAAAAAUCCUGGAAUUCAUGAAGGAUGUGAUGAGGAAGCUCAGCAAUACUUCCUACCAGUUUGCUGCCGUCCAGUUCUCCACAGACUGCAGAACAGAAUUUACUUUCUUGGACUACGUUAAGCAGAACAAGAACCCCGAUGUUCUGCUAGGCAGCGUGCAGCCCAUGUUCUUGCUGACCAAUACCUUUCGUGCCAUCAACUAUGUGGUGGCACACGUGUUCAAAGAAGAGUCUGGUGCCAGGCCGGAUGCUACCAAGGUGCUUGUCAUCAUUACAGACGGGGAGGCAAGUGAUAAAGGCAACAUCAGUGCGGCCCACGACAUAACCCGCUACAUCAUCGGGAUUGGCAAGCAUUUUGUGAGCGUACAAAAGCAAAAGACGCUCCACAUAUUUGCCUCAGAACCUGUAGAGGAAUUUGUGAAGAUUCUGGACACCUUUGAGAAGCUGAAGGAUCUUUUUACUGACCUGCAGAGGAGGAUUUAUGCUAUUGAGGGCACAAACAGACAGGACCUGACAUCCUUUAACAUGGAACUCUCCUCCAGCGGGAUCAGCGCAGACCUCAGCAAGGGCCAUGCAGUUGUGGGAGCUGUUGGGGCUAAGGAUUGGGCCGGGGGCUUUCUGGACCUGCGUGAAGACCUGCAGGGUGCCACAUUUGUUGGGCAGGAACCGCUGACCUCAGAUGUGAGAGGGGGCUACCUGGGUUACACUGUGGCCUGGAUGACCUCCCGGAGCUCCAGACCCCUGCUGGCAGCAGGAGCCCCACGGUACCAGCAUGUGGGACAAGUACUGCUUUUCCAAGCCCCAGAGGCUGGAGGACGUUGGAACCAAACCCAGAAGAUAGAAGGGACUCAGAUCGGAUCUUACUUUGGUGGGGAACUAUGUAGUGUUGACCUGGACCAAGAUGGCGAGGCAGAGCUGCUGCUGAUUGGAGCACCCCUGUUCUUUGGGGAGCAGAGAGGAGGCCGAGUGUUCACUUACCAGAGAAGACAGUCGCUGUUUGAAAUGGUCUCAGAGCUACAGGGUGACCCUGGCUACCCGCUUGGUCGGUUUGGAGCCGCCAUAACUGCCCUGACGGACAUCAAUGGGGAUAGGCUGACUGAUGUGGCUGUGGGAGCCCCUUUGGAGGAGCAGGGGGCUGUGUACAUCUUCAAUGGGAAGCCUGGUGGGCUCAGUCCCCAGCCAAGCCAGCGUAUACAAGGAGCCCAGGUGUUCCCAGGAAUCCGGUGGUUUGGCCGCUCCAUCCAUGGGGUGAAGGACCUUGGAGGGGACAGGCUGGCAGAUGUGGUUGUAGGAGCUGAGGGUCGGGUGGUUGUGCUGAGCUCCAGGCCGGUGGUGGAUGUGGUCACUGAGCUGUCGUUCUCCCCAGAGGAAAUCCCAGUGCACGAGGUGGAGUGCUCCUACUCAGCCAGGGAGGAGCAGAAACACGGAGUCAAGCUCAAGGCAUGCUUCCGGAUCAAGCCCCUCACGCCACAGUUUCAAGGUCGCCUGCUUGCCAACCUCAGCUACACCCUGCAGCUGGAUGGCCAUCGGAUGAGGAGCCGAGGGUUGUUCCCAGAUGGAAGCCACGAGCUCAGUGGAAACACCUCCAUCACCCCAGAUAAAUCCUGCUUGGACUUCCACUUCCACUUCCCGAUCUGCAUUCAAGACCUCAUCUCCCCUAUCAAUGUCUCCCUGAAUUUCUCUCUUUUGGAGGAAGAAGGAACACCAAGGGACCAAAAGGUGGGCAGGGCCAUGCAGCCUAUCCUGAGACCUUCAAUCCACACAGUGACUAAGGAGAUCCCUUUUGAGAAGAACUGUGGUGAAGAUAAGAAGUGUGAGGCAAACCUGACCCUGUCAUCCCCUGCCAGAUCUGGACCCCUGCGUCUGAUGUCCUCUGCCAGCCUUGCUGUGGAGUGGACACUGAGCAACUCAGGGGAAGAUGCCUACUGGGUGCGAUUAGACCUGGACUUCCCUCGGGGACUCUCCUUCCGGAAAGUGGAGAUGCUUCAGCCACACAGCCGAAUGCCUGUGAGCUGCGAGGAGCUCACCGAGGGGUCAAGUCUCCUGACUAAGACACUGAAAUGCAAUGUAAGCUCUCCCAUCUUCAAAGCAGGCCAGGAGGUGAGCCUCCAGGUGAUGUUUAACACGCUACUCAACAGCUCCUGGGAAGACUUCGUUGAGCUGAAUGGCACUGUGCACUGUGAGAAUGAGAACUCAAGCCUCCAGGAGGACAACUCAGCCGCCACCCACAUUCCUGUCCUGUACCCUGUCAACAUCCUUACUAAGGAGCAGGAGAACUCCACUCUCUAUAUCAGUUUCACCCCUAAAGGUCCCAAGACCCAACAAGUCCAGCAUGUCUACCAGGUGAGGAUUCAGCCAUCUGCCUAUGACCACAACAUGCCCACACUAGAGGCCUUGGUUGGGGUGCCCUGGCCUCACAGUGAGGACCCCAUCACAUACACAUGGAGUGUACAGACGGAUCCCCUUGUCACUUGCCACAGCGAGGACCUGAAGAGGCCGUCCAGCGAAGCUGAGCAGCCUUGUCUGCCUGGAGUCCAGUUCCGCUGUCCAAUUGUCUUCAGGCGGGAGAUCCUCAUCCAAGUGACGGGGACCGUGGAACUCUCCAAGGAAAUCAAGGCCUCCUCCACACUCAGCCUCUGCAGCUCACUCUCCGUCUCCUUCAACAGCAGCAAGCAUUUCCAUUUGUAUGGCAGCAAAGCCUCCGAGGCCCAGGUCCUCGUGAAGGUUGACCUGAUCCACGAGAAGGAGAUGCUUCACGUGUACGUACUCAGCGGCAUUGGGGGCCUCGUGCUUCUGUUCCUGAUUUUCCUGGCGCUCUACAAGGUUGGCUUCUUCAAACGGAACCUGAAGGAGAAGAUGGAGGCUGAUGGAGGUGUUCCAAAUGGAAGCCCUCCAGAAGACACUGACCCUCUGGCAGUACCUGGGGAAGAGACCAAAGAUAUGGGCUGUCUAGAGCCCCUCCGGGAGAGUGACAAGGACUAAGGCCUAGGUCUGAUACACUGACAGCCCAGGAAUAGACUUGAGAGCCCUGGCUCUGACCAGCUUCAGUCACAUGCCACCGUGUAUCCUGUCCUUCACUAGUCAUUGCUGUUCCUAGUCCUCAGUUUUCCCAUCUCGAGCAUAGAACUCAUUCCUAUGUUAUCUACAGGUGCCUGGCAAGUAGGCUGAUGAAGGCCAAGAGGGCCAUCGGUGAAGCCUGUCUUCUGCUAGCCUGCCUUGUCCCUCUGAGAGAAUCUUUGAAAUAAACUCGGAGAAACUGCCAUCUCAGGACCCAGUAAUACCCCAGCCUUCCCAACUUCCCUCAGCUGUCCCUACCUCCUGGAUCUGCCCCACACUCUCUCCUGCCUAGAGUCUAGCCUGGACUCUGCUGCCAGACAGCAGAUCACAUCUGUGUCACUGCAUGGCUACUGCAGAUGCCUUCUUGAGUCAGUGACAGCAUUCCUUAAUGAGCCUUAGGUCUUAUAAAGCCAGGCCCCAGUGGCCUCCCCAGCCUCUGCUGGAGAUGACCCACCUCUCUUUCCCAGGCUGCAGCUACUAUGCCAGCCUUUCCCAGAGUCUUUCUCCUUCCUGCAUUGCUGUAUUUGAGCUCAUGUCCUCUUCCCCUGGACUGUUUCUGCCUCCUCCUGUCCUGACUAAGGAGGGUUCCACGCUGUGCACCUUGCACCAGCCUGUCCUUGCCUCUGUCCACCAAGUUAUAUUUCUUCUCUCUUUGAUGACUUAGUUCAUUUCUACCUAUCACUGAGCUCCUUCAGGUUAGGGUAUUCUUUCUGUUCACCUUGGGACGCUCUGGUGACAUCAUAGGCUAGGGAGCGAUAUACUAGGUGUAGUUUCACUGAAUUGAUGGAGGCUCUGGUAGAGAAAUAGCUUGGGUGGGCCCCAGCAUUGCAUCCUUCAGGGCUCUGCCUUUCCAGGCUCCAUCACACCCCGUAAAGCGUAAAAGUGGUUCAAGGAGCUCCAUACAAAGCACGUGUGUGGCCGUUUGACUGACAAAUGUCCCACACAAGCUCAGGCAUCUAAACGCUUGGUCCCCGUUGGUGGCUCAGAGAGGCCACGGGGAGGCACAGCCUUGCUUGAAGAAGCACGGAAGGGUGGUGAGGGUUUACAGAGUGCAAGUUCACUCCCAGCUUCAUACAGUUGAUUGCUUACUCUCUCCGCUUCCCGCUGUCUUGCCUGCUUCUGGCUGCUGUGUGUCUUUGUCAUAAAAAGACUCUUAAACUCUCUGGAAUCAUACGCCCAAAUAAACUUACUUGAGUGUGCUAGUUUACCAUAGCAACAGAAAAAGUAGCUAAUACAGCAUGCUUGUAUCUGCUUAUGCAGUAGGUGUGGAAUUCUGUCCGCCUCUGAUGGUUUCGUGCUAGUGCAGUGCUUAUUUAAAUGAAUAUAUUUCCUCAAAUGCUGUACCAAAUAGAACCAAAAUUAUCAACUCUGCUUCUCUUCUUCUGUAUUAGGGUUGGGUUUUUUGUUUUGUUUUAUGUUUUGUUUUCUGCAAUAAAGCACCCUAAAGAAAGC